Branchiostoma floridae (Florida lancelet) is the source of this 1015-nucleotide messenger RNA. Its product is annotated as neuronal acetylcholine receptor subunit alpha-10-like. Gene Ontology annotation, cellular component: membrane; neuron projection; synapse. Bases 143 to 1015 code for a protein of 290 amino acids. Gene Ontology annotation, molecular function: extracellular ligand-gated monoatomic ion channel activity; transmembrane signaling receptor activity; neurotransmitter receptor activity. Lineage: Eukaryota; Metazoa; Chordata; Leptocardii; Amphioxiformes; Branchiostomatidae. The transcript is spliced from 5 exons. The record is from RefSeq and is a predicted model, not a curated record. Gene Ontology annotation, biological process: chemical synaptic transmission; regulation of membrane potential; nervous system process.
AGAAGGAUCAGGUGAUCUGCCGCAUGUUACUGACGUCAUCGUGACCAAUGAAGGUCGUGUCGCUUGGCGCCAACCCGGACUGUUCAGCAGCGCAUGCCAAGUGGACGUCAGUGAAUUUCCUUAUGAUAAACAGAUCUGCAAGAUGGCAUUUUCCUCCUGGCUCUACGACGGGAAGCAUCUGGAUCUCUGUAACACCUCAAACAGUAUGGACAUGGCUGCAUUCAUGCACAACGACCAGUUUGAGGUGACCGGCGCAACAGUAUGGAGAAAGGAGACGUACUACUCCUGCUGCCCGGAUGACCCCUGGCCCAAUAUCGAGCUGCACGUGCAUCUCACGCGCCGCCGUCUGUUCUACAUCAUCAACAUGGUAGUUCCGUGUUUGGACCUGCUGGUGCUGAACCUGGCGGCCUUCUACAUCCCACCUGACAGUGGAGAGAGAUUGGGUUUUACAAUCACGGUCCUCCUGUCGCUGGUGGUGUUUCAGCAACUCCUGACCACACAGCUCCCCGCCACUUCCACAUCCACACCCAUGCUUGGGCAGUUCUUCACCGCCACCAUCGUCCUGGUCACCAUCUCCCUGCUCAUCACCAUCCUGGUUCUCCGGUUGUCCCACCCGAGUCACCCGUCCCGGCCGCUCCCCCGCUGGCUCCGCCUGCUGCUGCUCCACUACAUGGCAUCUUUCUUCUGCAUGUGCAGCAUUGCUAAAGAGCGGUCUAUCUUCGAGACAAGGCGUAAGGGCAACCACCACGAGUUGUUGCAAGACGAGAGCACGGAAAUGAAGGACAUCGGCGUCAAUGACAUUCGAUACGAGAACGGUCUGAACGACUCUGUGCACCGAUCCCUGCUGCACAAAAUUUCAUCAAAAGUGGAGAGCAUCUCGGCAUACAUGCAGGCAAAUGUUAAGGAUGGUGAGGAAGAAAGCGAAUGGAAAAUGGCGGCCCUCGUCUUGGACAGAGCCGCCAUGUUAGGAACUGUCAUUGCCUCUAUUGUGAUCAGCCUAGUGUUCCUUUUGUAG